AUGAGCAACAAUGUGCCAGCGGGGGCCACAAAUGGAGGGAUGAACAACUCUUCGUCUCGUCUUGAAAUGAUGGAGAGAGGAGAUGUACCAGUACCAGUAGUGCCAGCUCGGCCACCAGGGAUCUCUCACGGUCGGUCCUCCACUGCACCAACUCCUCUCCCUCCAGCCGGUGGUACUAGUACUGCUACCUUGGAGUCCAGCAGUCGCAGUCUGCCAUUCCAUAGGCCAUGUACUAGCUUGUCGCCAAAUCACCUGCGGGGAAACAAUUCCUCCCUGCAAGGCCAGCAGCAGCAGCAGCAGUCGAUGGGGUAUCCAAAUACCCACCGGCAACCAGAAGGACAGAACCCUUUUUCGUCACCCAAUUACCCGCCAGGACAAACCCAUGCGACGUCUCCCCCGUCCAGCUCAUCACCACGAGCAGCAACAGCAGAGUCAACUACAAUACCAAGAUUUCAAUUCCAUCCACCGUAUUCCACUUCUCCGACGAACCUUAAUACUACUAGUAGUACCAAUGCUACCCCCAAUGCUGCUAUUGCCUCGAAUCCUUACAACAACCUACCCUCUGGAGCGGAUCUCAGUUAUAUCCAAAUCAUGGACGAUGCUAUCCUCAAACCGCAUGAUACCGGCAGCAAUAGGGAAUCCAAUUCGUUUCCACGGCGCCAUGGAAAAAUUGAUAGCUCCACCAACACCACAAUGGCGUCGUCUAGCAGCAACGUUGCCCAAUGGUUCGCUCUGGAAACAACCGCCGAAGAUCGACUCUCCUGGAGGAUUAUCACCGAGGAAGUCAAAGAUCUUUUCAAGGAACUCUAUCACUUUGCCCGAAAUCGACAUUGGAAGAAAAAAGUACUCACGGUCUCGGUCAUGGUGAUUUUUUCAGUGGUCUUUUACGAUUUAUUCGUCCGAGAUGACUCGUUCAUUGAACAAUGGAUUGACGAAUUCUUGCUUUGGAUGACACAAUAUCCAACCGCGGCCGAAUUCGCCUACGUGGGCAUUUACAUUGUCGCCACCUUGUGUUUCAUCCCACCCACGCUGUUGCUGCUGGGAGCGGGAUGGGCAUUUACCAUGGCAUGGCAGGGACGAAUGGGAUAUGGCGUCGUGGCGGCCGUCAUUGCCUGCUUUGUGGGAUCCGUACUGGGAGCGUUGGCCAGUUUUGUUCGGGCUCGUUACAUGAUGCGAGAAUUGAUUGAUCUGUUUGCCCAACGAUACCCCAUUGUCAAGGCAGCGGAUCAAGCCCUUCAAAGAGAUGGACUCCGCAUCAUGCUGCUCUUGCGAUUGUGUCCUCUCAUACCCUUUCAUGGACUCAACUAUCUGGGAGGAAUUACACAGUUAGAUUGGAGGACCUUUUUAUGUUCAUUGGUGGGAAUGCUCCCGUACCAAAUACUCAUCAUCACCAUGGGGGCUUCGGCAGGAUCCUUGGCGUACAUUAAACAAAACGAUGACGACGAGGAAAACGAUAGUGAAGCGCAGUUCCAGAAUAUUGAUGACAUUACACAUGGUCAUGGUCAUGAAAUGCUAUUGCUGAUUGUGACGAGCAUGGGCGUUGCCACGCUCAUCAUUGCCAUGGUUCUUACCUUUCGAUUCACCAAAAAGGAACUGCAAAAGGAGCUCCAGAUUGGAGAGGAUGAAAUGGAAUGUUACAUUACUACUGUUCGGCGCAUGUCCGUUCUUGAUUUGGAAUAUCUGGCUGACUUGGAUGAUGACGAAUCUAGGAACGAAGGUCUGGAGGUACCCGACUCUGGCCACCGAAAUCAGGAACCACAAACUUCUCCCAGGAGAGAGACAAUGAUGUCCAGCGUCUACAAUUGGGCUUCUGGUUACGGUAUGGCAGCAGCACCAAGAGCAACAACACCAUCCGACUACCAAGCAAUGGAUGCCACAAAGCAAUGGAUGAAAGCACGCAAUAGAACUCCCCCAGUGACAGACACCCACAGGCAAGAUGGUUUCUGA
Seminavis robusta is the source of this 1947-nucleotide messenger RNA. Lineage: Eukaryota; Bacillariophyta; Bacillariophyceae; Naviculales; Naviculaceae. The record is from the annotation of a GenBank genome assembly.